Merops nubicus (carmine bee-eater) is the source of this 1177-nucleotide messenger RNA. It is a transcript of the gene CCNDBP1, whose product is annotated as cyclin D-type binding-protein 1. The annotation marks the transcript as partial. Gene Ontology annotation, cellular component: nucleus. Lineage: Eukaryota; Metazoa; Chordata; Aves; Coraciiformes; Meropidae. Gene Ontology annotation, biological process: regulation of cell cycle. The transcript has 9 exons. The record is from RefSeq and is a predicted model, not a curated record.
GUCAGACAUUCAAAGUAACAUCACAGGAAGCUACAAAGUUGAGUCUGGCAUUCUCAAGCUUUCCACUGAUUUCUGCAGAGGAUUGUCAGAAGCUGAGUGAAGAUGUCCAAAAUGCCAUUCUUGCAGUUGCCACAGUGUACUACUGGCUCCCCAAGGGCCAAGGUACUACUCUUCGGAAGAUGGUACGAGAUGCUACAACUGAAGUAGUGGAAGGAAUGAUCCAACUCACAGAAACAAUUCUCAGUGCUUCAUUGGAGAGCUUGACUCAGGAACAGCUUAUAUCAACUGGUGGGGUGUGGGAGGCAUGUGAGCAUGUGUUCAACCUGCCACGAGAUAACCAGGCAGCAGUUGUGUCAGCUCUGGCUGCAUGUCUGGGUGUGGUCAAGGAUGCUCUGGAGGAGAUGGAACAUGCUCUGGUGGAAGGGCAAGACCCCUACAGUGACAUCAUGGAAGAUGAAGAAUUGGGCUUUCGGGGCAACAGAGAUACAUAUUGGUCAGAAGCUGACCGGAGGCUGCUUAGCUCCUGCAUGGGAUUGAUGAAGGCUUCUAAAGCUUGCCUGAAGAAGGUCUUGGGUGUAGUGAAGGCUUACGGCAAAGCUGAUUCUCCAGAGCAGAUCACUCAGCUGGAUGAUCUUGCAGACAUUGCUAAUGAGAUUAGUCCAAGUGUUGAUGAGCUGGCACUCAGCAUGUAUCCACCUAUGAACCAGCUGGCUGUGCGACUGAAUGCUGCUAAGUUGGCCUCGGUAUUAAAGAAAGUCUUAGAGAUUACAAAGACAAGCCAUGUGUGUCCACCAUCAGAGGAAGGCUGGGUGCAGUUUCUAACUGAUGCAGUAGAUCACAACAUGAACAAAAUCAAGAACUUCACACAGGGUCAACUUUAGCUCUUCUGUGUCUACACAUGUUGCUGCCACUGGCUCUGGUAUAUGCUUUUCCAGUGAUCUCCCUGUUCUCUGGUUACUGGGAGAAUGAUGAGAACACUGUUUUUAGGACAGAACUUUACUGUCACUUGGUAAAACCUUACCAGGAAGUUGCUUUUUGCUAUUGCUGAAGGUGUUGUUUUGCAUGGAUUCCUGAGAUAUGGUGUGGUGCUGCAUCUUAAUGCUGUGAAUGUGCCCCGUUCUUCAGGCAUUACAACUACUGUGGGGUUCAAAGAACAAUAAAAUAUUGCUAGAGUUGC